Messenger RNA from Drosophila willistoni, 1242 nucleotides. RefSeq names its product L-lactate dehydrogenase B chain. The coding region runs from base 108 to 1190 and encodes 360 amino acids. The transcript has a single exon. The record is from RefSeq and is a predicted model, not a curated record. NCBI's taxonomy places the organism in Eukaryota, Metazoa, Arthropoda, Insecta, Diptera, Drosophilidae. Gene Ontology annotation, biological process: carboxylic acid metabolic process. Gene Ontology annotation, molecular function: L-lactate dehydrogenase (NAD+) activity.
GACCAAUCUAUCGACACUGUUUUAACACUAAAAAAUUCAAACUCCAGCCUAACUGUCAAAAUUACAACAUUUAAACAAUUUAAUUUUAUUUACUUUCUUUUGGGUGGAUGUACGACCUCCUGCAUAAAAUGUCUUUGCUUGGACCAUUUGUGAGGAAUAUCACAAAUACAGCACUCAAUCGACAGCCAAGUUCAUAUUUGUGCCUAUUGAAACAACUGAGGGAUACUCCACCCAAUCAGAAAAUUAGUCCAAAAAUUUCCGUUGUUGGAGCGGGACAGGUGGGAAUUUCGAUUUGUGCAUUUCUAAUACAACGUAAUCUUGCCAGGCAUUUGGUUAUCCAUGAUAUACGUUACGAUUGGGCCAAAGCCGAAGCCUUGGAUUUACUUCAUGCGUCGUGUUGGCUAAAGAAUCCUCACAUAGAGGCAUGUGGCGAUGGUUCUCAUACCAAAGAUUCAGACAUUGUAAUUGUAACAGCCGGAGCCCGUCCGGUUGGUAAAGAUCGUUCACGUUUACUCGUUAUGAAGAAAACCGUUGAGAUUCUAAAAUUGGCUAUGCCCAAACUGAUCGAACUAAGUCCUAAGGCAGUGUUCGUGAUUGUCAGCAAUCCAGCAGAUGUUAUGACUUAUGCAAUACAACGUAUUUGCAAAUUGGAGAAACAUCGUUGUUUUACCACAGGCUGCAGUUUGGACUCGGCUCGAUUUCGUUUUCUUAUAGCUCAACGACUGAAAGUCCCAACAACAGAAGUUGAAGGUUAUGUAAUUGGGGAGCAUGGGAAUAGUGCAGUUCCCGUGUGGUCAAGUGUUACAGUAGGUGGAGUGCCAUUGGUCAAAGUGGUCAGAGAUUUAGGCACUUCCAUGGAUACAGAAAAUUGGAAUAACCUAUUUAAAGAUGUUACCCAAGCAGGUGCAAGUGUGGGUAAUAUCAAAGGUUAUACGAAUUGGGCAAUAGCAUUAUCCGCAGUUAAUGUCGUGGAAGCAAUGUUGGAGAACUCAGGUCGUAUACUUUGUUUGGGCACCGAUAUGCAGGGCAUGAAUUCCAUAGGUCAACAAGUGGUCCUCUCGUUACCUUGUAAGGUUACCUCCACAGGUAUAAGUCAUGUACUUCAAUUGCCGCUCACUGCUCUGGAACAAGAGAAACUUCAUAAAUCUGCUGAAGUUCUAAUGAAGGCUCAAUGCUCGCUGGAAUUGUGAACAAAAUCUGUAGUGAAUCGUUUUAAUAAACGCUUUUUUUUUAAACGAAAAA